AUGAAGGGCAGAGCUCACAUUUGGUUUGCCCUCCUGUUGGCUUGCCUACCCCCGCGUUUUAAAAAUUUAGACAAGGACGUUCCUUCCCCGGUAUGUAGAACGGACGACGUGUACACGGGUGAUGCCUUUUACCCUUUCAAGAAAAAAAAAUACAUCCUCUAUGAUGUGAACAUAGGAGAAGGCUUCAAUCUGCAGAAGGAAGUACUGUACCGGGUCGCGCUGGCCGUGUACUACCUCAACCAGGCGGAGCGGACACAAGUGCAUUAUCUUGUGUUACCUCCCUGGUGCUACGUCACCCAUUGGGGAAGGGAGAAAAAGGACAAGAAAAUGAAGUGGGGCGUUUUCUUCAAUCUUAAGGCUCUACAAAAUGUGAUCCCCGUGAUGGAAUACACUGAAUAUGAGGAUCAGUUUGGGCCACACGCGGACUACAUCCUUUCGUAUCGACAUGUCAUUGGAGAUUGGUCAAAAGGGGUGGAAAAAAAAAGCUUCCAACUUGUGGACAUGGAUAAAUGUCAAGUGAAAAAUUACAAAUUGAAAAAAAAUUCAUGUAAAAAUUGUGACCAUAAAUAUUCAGUUGUAUAUUCAGGAAAUUGCACAAACGUGAAAGGAAAAAAAGCAGAGUGUUUAGAAUUUUUUUUUAUAACUAGCUAUUUUGUAAGUUCUACGCUUUCAGACAUAUUUCACUACGACACGGAUUCUGUCUUAAUUAAAAAUGGCAACAACAUCCUGGUGGCUUUCGUGAACGAAUUGAUGGAAGCCAAUUUGGAGGAUGUUCUUCCAUACAGUGAAUAUUUAAUAAAUGAGGGAAACCAGUUUGUUGAGAAAAUUUUCAAGUCGAGUAAUAAUUACAUAAGUUGCCAUCUGAGGUAUACAGACUUUAAGAAAAUCUCCACAUAUGACGUGUCUCCUGUAGGCAUUUCUCUUUUAAAAUUGCUUUACAUUAUGUUUAUGCGAAAGAGCAACAUCAUUUUUGUAUCAACUGAUGAGAAAAAACAAGUUAGAAAAGUGAUAGCUAGCCAAUUUCCUCAAUUUCAACAUUUUUUUUUUUUUUACGAAAAUGAAAAGUUGCACACAGGACAGGUUGCUAUCGUUGACCAAUGGAUUUGCACACGUUCAGAAACAUUUGUGGGGAAUAUUUUUUCCAGAUUCAGCAUGCACAUAAAAUGGGAGAGAUCUUUAAUUGGUAAGGGUGGGCCGGAUCACAAUUUGGAUCUCUGCGGUUACAGCAUUAACACCGAUCAGGGGUUGCGUAAGAAGUACAGCGAUAUUCAAGAGGCCCACCUGGAUGAGGAGGCCUUGGAGAAGAUACGCCCCUUGUACAUACGCCUUUCGGAAAAAGAUAGGAACUACCUCAGGACCAUUUGCUACGACUCUACGUAUCACUACCCCCAGAAUGUGAGCAUCUACCGGAGGGGGUACGUGCCCGACCCAUGA
Molecule: messenger RNA, 1434 nt
Organism: Plasmodium fragile
Lineage: Eukaryota; Apicomplexa; Aconoidasida; Haemosporida; Plasmodiidae
Exons: 2
Coding region: 1-1434 (477 amino acids)
Biological process (GO): protein O-linked glycosylation via fucose
Molecular function (GO): peptide-O-fucosyltransferase activity
Source: RefSeq, a predicted model, not a curated record